This is a messenger RNA of Mycena indigotica, 1188 nucleotides long. Its product is annotated as Aldehyde dehydrogenase. Lineage: Eukaryota; Fungi; Basidiomycota; Agaricomycetes; Agaricales; Mycenaceae. The coding region runs from base 1 to 1188 and encodes 395 amino acids. Gene Ontology annotation, molecular function: protein binding. The transcript is spliced from 5 exons. The record is from RefSeq and is a predicted model, not a curated record.
AUGCCGGGCUAUCCUCAGCCCCUACGCACGGUGUCCAAACCCACGUUCCGAGUUGGAGAGGCGGGAAACAAGGGGCUUGGUCUUUUUGCUGCUCGUGCUCUCAGUCAAGGAGAGCUUAUCAUCGAUGAGCGGCCAUUGCUCAUCAGCGUUCGAGGGGUGCCCGUCGCAGUGCCCAUCUGGUAUAGUCAGGAGCAGACGACAAAAUACCAGCUGAGGGAGUUUGAGAAGUACCUAGAGGUGGUUUUGAAGGAAAUGCGGCCUGCAGAUCGGGAUGCUUUCAUGUCCCUUGCAAACAGCCAUACGACCGAUGGAUCAGGACCUAUAGCUGGUCGAAUCCGAACGAAUAGCAUCGGUCUGGAUGGACUCUGCCCUGAGAUGAGUGGUCCAAUGGCACAUUGCUGCCCCAAUACGAGCACCAACUUCCACGACGCGUCUAUCUCCUACACAGUCUAUGCAGCGCGUGACAUUGCGGAAGGCGAAGAACUGACGUUGGCUUAUUCCGACGUCUGGGACACUGCAGCGAAUCGCCAGCAGACCUUCAAGCCAUACGGAUUCGUUUGCGCGUGUGAUGCGUGUCUCGACCCCGUCAACUCCGACGCUCGUCGUGCCAAGAUUCGCUCGUUCGUUCCAACCGUCCAGUUGUGGGCCGUCAACCGGUCUUUGCCUGAUGACUGGCUCAUCAACAAGUGUCUCGAGCAAAUAGCGCUGUUGGAACAAGAGAAGCUCGAGGGCGAGGCGCAGUACCACGCCGCCAUCAAUGCCAUCAUGGAGGCAUAUAUUUGUCUGGGAAAUUCUCCUAAAGUGCGCCAUUGGGCGGCACGGGCACGGAAAUGCCCAUGGGCGGCAAACAUUUAUGUGCUGAUUGCCCUCAAGUCGCAUAGUCGCCACCCGCUGUGGCGCAUGCGGGUCGACGACAAGCCAAAGGGAGAAAUGGCGUCGCAGCUCAAGCGGUUGGCGGCACUCGCGGGCGGGACGGACAACGGAAGAGGGCUCAUAAUGCGUCCUUCGAGCCCUUGCGGUAUAAGCAUCUCGGCACGCACGCCGCACGCCGCGUACCUCGGAUCUUCCUCCGCCGCAGGCUCCUCCUCCGCCGCCUCGCCGCUCCCAAACGCUGAACUGGUCAGCGGUGCAAGCGUGUUUUCUGCAUUCAGCAGCACUUGCCAGGCUGGGUAUGCUGGCCGGAAGUGA